Messenger RNA from Magnolia sinica, 5532 nucleotides. RefSeq lists its product as uncharacterized. The coding region runs from base 703 to 5145 and encodes 1480 amino acids. Lineage: Eukaryota; Viridiplantae; Streptophyta; Magnoliopsida; Magnoliales; Magnoliaceae. The record is from RefSeq and is a predicted model, not a curated record. The transcript has 24 exons.
AGCGGUCUCCAGCAGUGAAAGCGCAGGUGGACUCCUCUACGACUGCUUCCAUUUUAACAAAACAAAAAGAAAACAGAAGGCAGGAGAGAAACGAAAAGAAAGAAAGAGCACUUCUUGAACUGAGCGAGAGGGAGAGAGUUAGUUUCAGCGGAUUCAACAAAAAGUUCUAGGUAUUCUGCUGCAUAUCUUGAACUCGACAUCGACAGUUUCUUGUUCAUAUAUGGUGCGUGGAAGAUUUUUACAAGUAAUCGGAAUCCUUAAUCAACUGAGUAGUAGAGCGAUUUGAUGAACUUCAAAAGAAUGCAUACGUAAAUUUGUGCUUAUUAUCCACGGUUUUUUCAGUGCUUCCAUCAGAUCGCAUUGCUGUAGUAUCCACCGGCUAUGUUGAUUUGCCAAUUACAUUCUUUAUUUAAUAGUUGGAGCUCUAGAUGGUGGGACCAUCAGCAUUAUCAGUGAGCAACAUUCAUAGCCUUCGGAAGCGUUUUUCUACUUGAAAACUUCUUAUAGUCUUAUAUAAGAAAGAUGGUUUGAAAUUCAAGGAAGACAUGUAAAUUCAUGCCAGGGGUCAUGGUCAACUCCAUUUUCUAUACAUAGAUCAAUGUUUACAUGCCUCUUGACUGAAUGGAUGCAAAGGUUGCUGCAAAGUUCAAUAUAGACACAGUUGAAAUAGUCAGUUCUCUGCUCACUUUAACUUUCUGGUGAAUGGUGAUGCAUCCAGUGCUACACCAUGUAUACUUCUGUUGGCGCUUUCUAUUUGGGCAUCUUUUCAUAUCCAUUAUUCUUGUCAGUUUGGGGUAUCACACAAGCAAUGCCCUUGAAUCCGAAGCACUGUUUCAGGGAAACUUUGGAUCAUUUCUGAGCAAUGAGUAUGAAAGUACUUUUCACUGUAUUCAAAGGUCGGCUUUUUUAUCCUCUUGGGAGAAUUUGUGGUCUUGCGAGGAUUUGAAAGGUGUUGGCUCAUUGAACACAACCUGCCUGCUCAACUCUAGUCUGUGUUUGAAAGAUGAUCUGAACAUAUCUGGGUCAGGAAACCUCACAAUAUUGCCACAUGUUUCUAUUGCAUGUCCUGUUAAAGGCUGUUCCAUAAGCUUCAACUUAUCUGGCAUUGUUACAGUGGGCCGCUAUGCCAGACUAAUUGCAGGAUCGAUCAUUGUUUAUGCCACCAAUCUAACUUUGGAUGAACAUUCCUCCAUAAACACGACAUCCUUAGGUGGACCGCCUCCUGCUCAGACCAGUGGAACACCAAUCGGCUAUGAUGGAGCUGGUGGAGGGCAUGGAGGACGAGGUGCUACCUGUCUCAGAAGCAAUAAGACGAGUCUCUGGGGUGGGGAUGUUUAUGGCUGGUCCACUCUGUCUGAACCAUGGAGUUACGGAAGCAAGGGGGGAAGCGCAUUUGCUGAUGAAUCAUUUGGGGGGAGUGGAGGAGGCCGUGUCAUGCUUAAAGUUAAGGAUAUGCUCUAUAUAGAUGGAUCUGUGUGUGCAGAAGGAGGUGAAGGAGGGUUAAAAGGUGGAGGUGGGUCAGGUGGAAGUAUCAUUAUUCUAGCAAAAAAGCUGAAAGGGACUGGUACCAUCAGUGCUGCAGGUGGUAGAGGAUGGGGUGGAGGUGGUGGUGGAAGAAUAUCAAUGGCGUGUUACAGUGUACAAGAAGAUGUGAAGGUCACAGUGCAUGGUGGUGAGAGCAUUGGCUGUUCUGAGAAUGCUGGUGCUGCAGGUACUGCCUUUGAUGCCACACUGCUGAGUAUUAGAGUAAGCAAUGACAAUGUUACCACAAGAACGGAGACUCCUUUGCUGGUUUUUCCUACAAGCCCAAUUUGGUCAAAUGUUUUUGUGGAGAGCAAUGCGAAAGCUUUGGUUCCUUUGCUGUGGACCAGAGUGCAGGUGAGAGGCCAAAUUAGACUACUUGAUGGUGGCUGCAUCAGCUUUGGAUUGUCUGACUAUCCAGUCUCAGAAUUUGAGCUGGUUGCUGAAGAACUUUUAAUGAGUGAUUCUGUGAUAAAGGUGUACGGCGCAUUCCGAAUGUCUAUUAAAAUGUUACUCAUGUGGGACUCUCAGAUUAAGAUUGAUGGUGGAGGAAAUACUCAAGUUAGAAGUUCACUGCUUGAAGUCAGGAAUUUAGUUGUUCUCAGGCACAAUUCCAUCAUCAGUUCUAAUUCAAACUUGGGUUUAUAUGGUCAAGGGCUUCUGAAAUUGACUGGUCCCGGUGAUGCAAUCAAAGGGCAGCGACUUUUCCUGUCACUAUUUUAUAACAUAGAUGUUGGGCCAGGUUCGUUGCUUCAGGCUCCAUCUGAUGAUGAAAAUGAAAGUAGUUCGGCAACUAAAUCUCCUUGUGAGAGUCAAACAUGCCCGAUAGAGUUGAUAACUCCUCCAGAAGACUGCCAUGUGAACAAUUCAUUGUCUAUGACACUUCAAAUCUGUCGUGUUGAGGAUAUUACUGUCCAAGGCUUUGUUAAAGGAAGCAUUGUUCACAUUCACAGAGCAAGGACGGUCACUAUUGAAACUGAUGGGAUCAUAAGUGCAUCAGAAUUAGGUUGCAGGGAGGGUCUAGGUAAAGGAAAGUAUAUAAAAUACGGAGCGGUGGGUGGCGGUGGACAUGGAGGUAGAGGUGGCUCAGGGGUUUACAAUGAGAUGCGUAGUGAAGGUGGUCAAGAAUACGGUGAUGCUGAUCUUCCCUGUGAGUUAGGAAGUGGAAGUGGUGUGCCUAGUGAAUUAAAUGGACGUGUUGCAGGAGGGGGAAUGAUAGUGAUGGGUUCCACUCAAUGGCCACUGUUAAGGUUAGAUAUUUAUGGAUCAUUAGAGGCAGAUGGUCAAAGUUGUGGUGAAGCACGAAGGAACAGUAAUGGUACAUUAGUUGGUGGGCUGGGUGGUGGUUCUGGUGGGUCGAUUCUUCUUUUCCUUCAAGCACUUACACUCAGCAAAAACUCGUCUUUGUCCAUUGCUGGUGGUAGUGGUGGCCAAGUUGGUGGCGGCGGCGGCGGCGGCGGCAGACUUCACUUUCAUUGGUCUAAUAUUGCCACCGGACAUGAAUAUGUUCAGAUUGCUAUGGUGAAUGGGACAAUUGACAAUAGUGGAGGAGCUGGGAGCAGUGGUGGUCACCAUGGAGAGAGGGGUACAGUCACGGGAAAGAAGUGUCCCAAAGGGCUUUAUGGCACAUUCUGCACUGAGUGCCCUGUUGGCACAUAUAAGGAUGUUGAAGGUUCUGAUCCAUCACUUUGCAUUCCUUGCUCAUUGGAACUUCUUCCCCAACGUGCAUCUCUUAUAUACAUACGAGGAGGAGUCACUCAAUCAAGCUGUCCAUAUAAAUGUGUAUCAGACAAAUAUCGGAUGCCAAAAUGCUAUACACCCCUUGAGGAUCUGAUAUAUACAUUUGGAGGACCAUGGUCUUUUGCACUUCUCCUAUCAUUCACUUUAGUCCUCCUCGCUGUUCUGUUGAGUGCUUUACGGAUUAAAUUGGUUGGAUCAGAUUAUGCUUAUCAAGCCUCAAAAAAAUCAAUUGAACGUCACGGUCCGCAUCCUUUCCCACAUCUCUUGUCCCUAGCAGAGGUGCGGGGUACCAGCAGAGUGGAAGAAAGUCAAAGUCAUGUGUACAGAAUGUAUUUUAUGGGACCCAAUACCUUUCGAGAACCCUGGCAUCUUCCUUACUCUCUACCUGAUGCAAUUAUUGAGAUUGUAUAUGAGGAUGCUUUCAACAGGUUCAUUGAUGAGAUCAACUCUGUUGCUGCAUAUGAGUGGUGGGAAGGGUCGGUACACAGCAUUCUUUCAGUCCUUGCCUAUCCUUGUUCCUGGUCUUGGAAACAAUGGCGUCGGAGAAAUAAGAUUCAUCGCCUUAAGGAAUAUGUCAAAUCAGAAUAUGAUCAUGCAUGCCUCCGUUCAUGCAGAUCACGAGCUCUUUACAAAGGGAUGAAGGUUUGGCUUACAAGUUCACUAACGAGCUUAUUUUUACUUUCUACAGUUGGUUCAACACCAGAUCUGAUGGUUGCCUACAUUGAUUUCUUCCUUGGUGGUGAUGAGAAGAGGCUAGAUAUCGCCUCCAAUAUUCCGCAAAGAUUCCCCAUGUGCAUCGUUUUUGGUGGAGAUGGAAGUUAUAUGGCACCUUACAAUCUCCACAGCGACACGCUGCUGACCAAUCUUCUAGGACAGUAUGUUCCAACAACAAUAUGGAAUCGGCUAGUUUCUGGCUUCAAUGCACAAUUAAGGACGGUGAGGCAAGGGCGCAUUCGAUCUGCACUAGUUCCUGUGAUUAAUUGGAUCAGUAGCCAUGGUAAUGCCGAACUGGAGUCCCAUGGUGUUAGGAUUGAGCUGGGAUGGUUCCAGGCCACAGCCUCUGGUUACUAUCAACUAGGCAUCUUGGUGUCAGUCGGUGAUUUUGUUCUAAACCACAUGCGCCAGUCUGAUAUAUUCAACAAAAGUACUAAUGACCAUCCAAGGAAAAACACUGCAGUUGCACGUAAGAACCCAAAGCAGUUGCAGCAGAGUCAGCCAUUCACCAGCCAUGUGUUGUCCCGUAAAAGGAUAACUGGAGGAAUGAAUGGAGGGGUAAUAAAUGAUGCUACGCUGCCAUCACUGGACUAUAAAAGGGACUUCUUUUUCCCAUUUUCUCUUCUAUUGCACAAUACCCGGCCCAUUGGCCUUCAGGUAGACACCCUGCAGCUGCUGAUAACCAUUAUGCUCUUGGGAGAUUGUGCUAUAACUCUUCUUACAUUGCUUCAGUUCUACUGGAUUUCCAUUGGGGUCUUCCUUUCUGUCCUGCUCAUUCUUCCUUUAUCCUUGCUUCCUCCAGUUCCUGCUGGUUUAAAUGCUCUUUUCAGUCAAGGGCCGCGACGAUCUUCACUUACUCGUGUUUAUGCAUUGUGGAAUGUAACAUCUCUGUCAAACAUUAUUGUGGCUUUUGCUUCCGGGAUUCUAUAUUAUGGAUUUUUUUCAUCCCAGGUGGUGCCUGAGAAGACCAACACAUGGCAUGUCAUCAGAAGGGAGGGUGAGAAUUGGUGGGUUUUGCCCACUGUCCUUCUCCUAGUUAAGUCAGUGCAAGCUCGCUUCGUGGAUUGGCACAUUGCAAAUAUAGAGAUUCAAGAUCCAUCUGUCUUCAGUCAAGAUCUGAAGACCUUCUGGGGGGAUUGUGGACCGCCUUCCCCAGCAAGAAUAAAUUGAAGAAGGCUAUUGUGGACCCAAAAAAAUGUGAGCACUGUCGAUUAUAUUUUCCAUGGAAAUUGAAAGCAAGCUGAGAAGAUAUGUAGAGAUUUUCUUGAUGUUUUCCCCUUUUCUGUAAAUAUGUCCAGUGUAAAGUGAUUUAUUCGUGUGUUUGGGUUUUUCUUCAGUUUAUAUCCUGUAACAUUAGCACCAGUCGGCAUAUGCAUAGAAUUUAGGUGGAAGAUUUAUAGAGGAAAGGGUAUAGUGUCAUUCUUUUGAAAACUCAUUAUUGAGAAAGUUUGUUAUUGACAAACCGUGGGUGUUUUGUCAUGAAUGCUAAAUUACUAGAGGCAGUGUCUUAGUUUUACCUGGGUUUGUGAGAAUGUAAUACCAUGGUAUUGUUGCAUA